Columba livia (rock pigeon) is the source of this 1075-nucleotide messenger RNA. Its product is annotated as olfactory receptor 5P55. Gene Ontology annotation, biological process: G protein-coupled receptor signaling pathway. The record is from RefSeq and is a predicted model, not a curated record. Gene Ontology annotation, molecular function: olfactory receptor activity; odorant binding; G protein-coupled receptor activity. NCBI's taxonomy places the organism in Eukaryota, Metazoa, Chordata, Aves, Columbiformes, Columbidae. Gene Ontology annotation, cellular component: membrane. The coding region runs from base 64 to 1047 and encodes 327 amino acids. The transcript has a single exon.
AGCCCUAACUGUCAAGGUUAGAUUGAUGUUAACAUUCCCUGAUUUAUCACUAGAAAAGAAGUUAUGACAAAGCAAGAGUGGAAAAACAGAACGGCUGUUACGGAGUUCAUCCUCCUGGGGUUUGGGAAUGGCCCUGAAGUGGAUUCUCUUCUCUUCCUGGUAUUUCUGUCAAUCUACGCUGUGACCAUAGCUGGAAACACCUUCAUCAUUGUGCUGGUGAUGACGGAUCGGCACCUUCACACACCAAUGUACUUCCUCCUGGGCAACCUGGCCUGCUUGGAAAUCUGCUACAGCACCAAUAUUUUGCCAAGGAUGCUGCUCAGCUAUCUGGGUGGAGACAGAAGCAUUUCAGUCCACGGGUGUUUCACACAAUACUAUUUCUUUGGCUGCUUGGCAGCUGCGGAGUGCUACCUGCUGUCAGCGAUGUCCUACGACAGGUACCUGGCGGUGUGCGAACCCCUGCGCUACGCGUCCCGCAUGGACAACAAGCUCUGUCUCCAGCUGGGUGCCGCCUCCUGGGUGAGCGGCUUUCUGUCCAAUUCUAUACUCACAUUCCUGAUCUCAAACUUAGAUUUCUGUGGGCCUAACGAAAUUGAGCAUUUCUUCUGCGACUCGUUCCCGAUGAUAAGGCUGUCCUGCAGUGACACCCGUGUGGCGGGACUUGUCACUUCUCUCGUGGCGGCUGUGUGCUCGCUGCCGCCGUUUCUGCUGACGUUCUCAUCCUAUCUCUACAUCAUUGCCACAGUCAUGAGAAUUCCUUCUGCCACUGGAAGGAAAAAGGCCUUUUCCACUUGCUCCUCACACCUUAUUGUGGUGAUUCUUUUUUACUGGUCAAUAUUAACUGUCUAUGUACUUCCUCAUCAUGACACCCAAACAUCUCCAAACAAAGUCUUGUCUGUUUUUUAUACCAUUCUCACUCCCUUGGUCAAUCCUCUCAUCUACAGUCUGAGAAACAGAGAAGUAAAGGAAGCUCUGAGAAAACAGACAAGUAAAUUGAAGACUUUCAGAUGGCUGCUUUCUGUUAAAAAUGGGGGUAAUAAUCCUUAGUGAGUGAUAGGUCCAGAUACAAUUACAU